AUGCGUCAACAAUCAACGCCGCCGUUACUCCGCUUGCCCCCUAAGAUCCGCAAAAGGAUUUAUUUCUUUGAUCUACCGCGGGAGAUACGUCUUGAGAUUCUUCGGUACACAAUUACGGGCCCUAGUAACGACUCUAUCCCAGAUGCGCGCACGAUCCGAGUUCUUAAUGGGAAGUUCGACAAUCGAUAUCCCUUGACCGACUUCCAUCCCCUGGAGUUAUUUCUUAUCAGCCGGCAGAUGUAUUUGGAUGCCUCUGAGAUAUUCUAUUCGGAAUUUCAAUUCCAUUUUCAAGGCCAUUUUUCAAAGACCUUGUCGGUGCUUGACAAAAUGCCAGUUCAGUUACUGAAGCGACUAAGGCGCAUCACCUUUGACCUAGAUGCCCAAAAGAUCCUUCUAUGGGAGCAGCCACCUGUCCAUGCCCGAUCUCAAUGGCGAGAGCUCAUAUCCUUCCUUGGCAAAUAUUGCAACCCCUCUAACAUGCUGAUAUCAAUAACUGCGAGGGAUUGUGGAGCGAGUGCCAUGAGGUUAAGCGAGGAGGACAGGAAAGACAUCAGGCGACACGACUACAACGCUUACGUCGAUAUCGUGCGUACCGUCAAAGAAUUGCUCCCCGACCUCCGAGAUUUCCACCUAUCUUUCAGUAUUUUCUGGAAGUUGGAAACCGUCUUGGAGAAAUUUGUCAUGGGACCAGAUUACGAUAGUUCGCAUGGCAAUCGCUAUCCCAAGCCCAGAAACACAAAAUGGGAGAAUUCAAUUGCGCCCAAGUACCUCACAGAGAUCCCUGCCUGGCACACAGACGUGCAAGAGUUGUAG
Clonostachys byssicola is the source of this 813-nucleotide messenger RNA. NCBI's taxonomy places the organism in Eukaryota, Fungi, Ascomycota, Sordariomycetes, Hypocreales, Bionectriaceae. The record is from the annotation of a GenBank genome assembly.